Scylla paramamosain (green mud crab) is the source of this 1728-nucleotide messenger RNA. RefSeq lists its product as uncharacterized. NCBI's taxonomy places the organism in Eukaryota, Metazoa, Arthropoda, Malacostraca, Decapoda, Portunidae. Gene Ontology annotation, molecular function: nucleic acid binding; RNA-DNA hybrid ribonuclease activity. Gene Ontology annotation, biological process: DNA replication, removal of RNA primer. The record is from RefSeq and is a predicted model, not a curated record. The coding region runs from base 1 to 1728 and encodes 575 amino acids. The transcript has a single exon.
AUGUAUUUGUUAAAUACAAGCAACAAGCUCAGGAGGACGCAGCAGGCACUCGACCUCAUCAGCGGGAAAUGCCAGGACCUGGGGCUCAAGAUCUCGGCAGAGAAGUCCCGGGCCAUGAUGGUGAAGGCGGCAGACCCAACCUGGCAGCUCCGCGUCCAGGGAGUUGAGCUGGCAUGGACCAACUCCUACCAGUACCUCGGUGUGUGGGUGGACAAGCGGCUGUCCUUCACAGCCCACGCCGCCUACCUGAGGGAGAGGACGCAGUCUAGGCUGAACGUGAUGCGGGCCAUGUCGCGAAUCAGCGCGGGCGCCACUGUUUCCGUCCUGCGCCAGUACUACGUGCACGCUGUUCGCUCGCUGGUGGAUUACAGCGCCCCCGUCCUCAUAGCACUCUCUCCAAACCAGCAGGAGCGGAUCGAGGUGCUACAAAACACCGCAAUGAGGACCAUGCUGGGGGCACCGAGGUGGUCCAGCGCAUGCGUCAUGCAGAGCGAGACCAGACUGGUACCCCUCACCACCAGGGUACAGCAGAUCACGGCCUGCCGCGUAGCGAGGGUGCUGCAGCGUGACGCGGAGGGAGUGACACAGAGGAGACUGAGGCUGGCGGGGACGCAGGGCGCAGAAUCUCUCCGCCGCAACCCGUGGCUGCUGCAGUGCACGCUGGCUACCCACAACCUGGCUCGCAUGGAGAACUGGCCACAGGCGGACCUCCCUGCCCCCACCUUCCGCGCCCCACCCCCGUGGGAGCCACCCGCGGCAGAGUUCUCCGCCACACAGCUGCCCGCCAGCAAGGCGCUCUGCGCGGUGGAGGAGAUGCGGCAGCACGCCUUCAUGGCCAUGGCGCAGGUCACCGAGCCAGACAGUGUUGUGUACUACACCGACGGCUCGGCUGACCCUGACAGCGGAAGGACGGGCGCUGCUGCCAUCACCAGAGGGGCCGAGGUGUGUGAGAGGACUCCCGACCACUGCUCCACCCUGCAGACAGAACUGGUGGCCAUCCUGCUGGCCCUGGAGCACGCUCAACACCGGCGGGAGCGCACCGUGGUGCUCCACACCGACUCCAGAACGGGGCUACAGGCUCUACAACAGCCGUAUCCCAGCGACAACGUGGGCCUCGUCACCGCCAUCCUGGGUAGCCUCCAGAGCCUCGCCGCGCAGGGGCGGCGGGUGAGGCUCAACUGGAUACCCAGCCACGUGGGAGUACGGGGCAACGAGGCUGCCGACGCAGCCGCCAAGAGAGCUGCUAGUGGCCCCCAGGUGACAAGGCAUGUGCCGCCCAGCCUGAGCCAAGUGAGGGCGCGAGCCAGGCUCGCCGCAACCAAGCGCGCCCGCCACACGCACCGGCAGCUGGAAACAAGGAAGAGACAGGCAGCUUGGUACGCCUCCGCCACUGGCUACCAGUCGUUGGACGCCUCCCAGCAGCAGCCCAGAGCAGACGGCGUGUUGCUGCAACGCGUAAGGCUGGGCUACUGCACCAGGGAACAGCUGUACGACGACUUUCGGGGGCAGGUGUGCGACCACUGCGGAAGGCACAGCCGCCACCCGCUAGUGCACUACCUACUGUCCUGUCCGGCCACCGCCGCCCUCAGACCAACGCCGCCACCACCGGCCCAUCCUGUAGGCGGUGAUCUCCUCAGCAGCCGCGAGGCCAAGGCUGCCCUCAUCGUCCGCCACACGCCCACAGACCUGAUGCUGCGAGUUCUCAGGGCAGCGCCCCCGCCCCGCUGA